AUGAACGGACCGCCUCCCCCCCAAGAGCCCCUCGUCUCCGACAUCAUCACCGCAGCGCUAACCAGCCUCCCAUCCCCCGCGCCCUCCCUCCCAAACCCCCUCUUCCCCGUCGCCGUCGGCAGCAAACCCUCCAACCCACCCCCGACCCUAGACCGCACCGGCAUCAACCGCAUCGCCCUCUACCGCGGCUGCUUCAACCCGCCACACGCAGGGCAUCUGCAGCUGCUGGAGACGGUGCUGCACCGCGGCGGCGGCAUGCCGACCAUCAACGUGCGCGCGGCCGUCGUGCUGCCGCUGCGCGAUGCCGCGGUCGCGCCCAAGGACCGCUCGCUCGUGUUCCCGCUGGCCGUGCGGGCGCGGGCGUGGCGCGACGCGAUCGCCGACUCGGGCGUGCUGGCCGGGCGCGUGUGCGUGCUGCCUUCUGGUUCUGGCUCUGAUUAUGGUUCUGGUUCUAAUUCUGGUGUUGGGGAGGACGCGGAAGGGGAUCUGGGAUUUGAGUGGGUGGCCGAGUUUACGCGGCGGGUGGAAGAGCUGGCGCGGCGGGAGGGGUGUGAGGUGAGGUUCAUGAUCGUGUGCGGGCCGGAUCAUAUUCAUCUGGGCGUGCGGCCGGUUGCGGCGUGGGGGUGCAGGGAGAUCGCGGUGGCGGAUGGCACCAGGGAUGCGCACUUUCGGGGGGAGGAUGAGGGGGGGGGAAGUCGCGUGCUGUGGAGGAUCGAAGGGUGCGGCGAGUGGCGGGAGCUCGAGGGCCCGCAUAAGGUGUGGGAGUGCUCUGUUCUUGAUGCGUCGGAGGAGGAAUGGGAUGGUACGGAGGAUGGUCGGCUGAAGUACUGGUUCAUGCCGCGGGUUAAGCAGGAGGAACAGUUCAGCUCGACGGGUAUCCGCGAGAUUGUCAAUGCCAACCGCACGAGGACUGUCAGGUUAGCGGCGCGAUUGACGGGGUACGCGCUCAGCCCAGGGCGGCUGGUGGAAUACCUCCGACAGUUGGCGAGGAGGAAGUGA
This is a messenger RNA of Thermothielavioides terrestris NRRL 8126, 999 nucleotides long. RefSeq lists its product as uncharacterized. Bases 1 to 999 code for a protein of 332 amino acids. Lineage: Eukaryota; Fungi; Ascomycota; Sordariomycetes; Sordariales; Chaetomiaceae. The transcript has 2 exons. Gene Ontology annotation, molecular function: catalytic activity. The record is from RefSeq and is a predicted model, not a curated record. Gene Ontology annotation, biological process: biosynthetic process.